AUGGAUAUUAGAAUUUAUCAUUUUUAUUUUUUGGGCCUCAUACUUGUAGCAAUGUUAAUUUAUUGCUUCCUAUCAGUAGUAACAUUGACUUCACCUGUUUUAAAUUAUUUCUAUUAUCCACAAAUGAAGCCUUCAAUAGAAAGAGAAAAAGUUUUAGUGGAUUUAUUUGUUAUGAGUAGGUGUCCUGAUGCGGUUGUUUGUGAACUUAAAGAAGUGAAUGAUAUUGCUAUAAUUACUACAGAUUAUGUGGCAAAUUUAAAUGAUUCUGAAAAAUACGGAGUUACUUGUAAACAUGGAGAACUGGAAUGUAUAGAAUGUUUAAAUCAGGAUAUUUCUCUUAUCGGAACAUAUAAUCAUGCAAAAAAAUGUACAAAUCAAGUAUUAGGUGUUACAGCUGUUACCACCGCCAACAUUACUAAUUCUGCUGAUGAUAAUUACUCGAAGAAAUUGAGAUGUAUUAGAGAUGGGUAUUGGUAUGAUUGUGAUGAAGGACAUUCAGUAGAAGAUUUUGUUCAAUCAAUCAGGAAAGCAUAUGAAAACUCUUGUUAA
This is a messenger RNA of Entrophospora candida, 549 nucleotides long. NCBI's taxonomy places the organism in Eukaryota, Fungi, Glomeromycota, Glomeromycetes, Entrophosporales, Entrophosporaceae. The record is from the annotation of a GenBank genome assembly.